Molecule: messenger RNA, 1083 nt
Organism: Haemorhous mexicanus (house finch)
Lineage: Eukaryota; Metazoa; Chordata; Aves; Passeriformes; Fringillidae
Gene: PSTK
Product: phosphoseryl-tRNA kinase
Exons: 6
Coding region: 1-1071 (356 amino acids)
Molecular function (GO): kinase activity; tRNA binding
Source: RefSeq, a predicted model, not a curated record
AUGCGCACAGCGCCGGCGGAAGCGGCGGAACCGGCAGCGCUGGCGGCGGCGGAGCAGCAGCAGCAGCACCGGAGGAGCGGCGGCAGCGCCCGGGUGGGGCUGUGCCUGCUGUGCGGGCUGCCCGCGGCCGGCAAGUCCACCCUGGGCCGCGCCCUGAGCCGCCGGCUGCCGCAGCGGCCGGGCUGGGCCUGCGCGCUGCUCGCCUACGACGAGCUCAUCCCGCCCGAGGCCUUCCGCACCAGCCCGUCCCCAUUGCUGCCCGGCUGGAAGCAGAGCCGCCGCGAGCUGCUGCAGUGCCUGGAGGGGCUCCUGCGGGCGCUGCUCACCGGGGCGCCGCUGCCCGGCGCCGCGCAGCCGGGCUGGCCGCGCUUCCUGGGCUGCUGCCGCCGGGAGGGGCUGCUGCCCGCCGCCCUCGGGGACGCCGGAGCCGCCUCCCGGCCGCUCGUCCUCCUGCUGGAUGACAACUUCUAUUACCAGAGUAUGCGCUACGAGGUGUACCAGCUGGCCCGCAAAUAUUCCUUGGGCUUCUGCCAGUUAUUUUUAGAGUGUCCGGUGGAAUGCUGCCUGCAGAGGAACGGCCUCAGAAGUGAUCCUGUGCCUGAGCACACCAUACAAUUAAUGGCAAGGAAAAUAGAAAUGCCAGAUCCCAGGAAAAACACCUGGGAGCAGCACAGCCUCAUUCUGAGCAGUUCUGAUGGCAUCUCAGAGGAUGAUGAGCAGAUCAUGAACUUGCUGGCCACUGCUUUGGAAAAUCCAGAGAUGCCAAAUGAGGAGGACACAGAGCAGAAGGAGGCAGCUCGAGCCAUCUGUGCAGCCAGUGCUGUCCAUCAGGCUGACCAGGCAUGCAGGAGAGCCAUCUCUGAGGCCAUGCAGGAUGCCAAAGGUAAAAACAUUCUCCCGAGUGAGAUGAAGAGCCUGGCAGAAGAACUCAACAAACUGAAAGCAGAAUUUUUGGAAGACUUGAGGCAAGGAAAGACUUUGAAAACCCAAUAUUCUGACCCUGCUACAAGUGUUAUUUCUUCAUUCCAACAUGAGGCAACCAAGGUAGUAAAUAAAUAUAUUUUAAAAUAAUGACAUAGAGAA